Molecule: messenger RNA, 2371 nt
Organism: Arabidopsis arenosa
Lineage: Eukaryota; Viridiplantae; Streptophyta; Magnoliopsida; Brassicales; Brassicaceae
Source: the annotation of a GenBank genome assembly
ACUUAGCUUCUCUGUUUCUUGGAGAUGAAGCCGUCUGAUGUCGUCAAUGCUUCUGAUAGAGCUGAACACGGGAAGAGCUCACAAAUCCAGUCUCAAAACAUGUCACAAUUUCAGCCUAUCUCUAAAGAAAAGAAAGCAGAUCAAAUCGUUGAAGUUAACCCAGUAGCCAAGGACGAUACAUCAGUUCCAAGGUUACCGAAUUCAGUGACCCAUAAGUUCUGGGAGACUCAACUGGUUGGGCAGUUCAAGGAUAUCGGAGACAAGAGUUUGCCUGAAGGUCCAGUUGAGCCCGCAACUCCGUUAUCUGAGGUCAAGCAAGAGCCAUACAACCUUCCUUCUCCUUAUGAAUGGACCACAUGCGAUUUGAACUCUGAUGAUAUGUGUUCAGAGGUUUACAACUUUCUCAAGGUACAUCAUCCUGAUGACGGAUAUUUGUUCGAGGAAACUUAUUCCAGGGAGUUUCUAAGGUGGGCAUUGUGUCCACCUGGUUAUCACCAGAGCUGGCAUAUUGGAGUCCGUGCCAAGACCUCGAAGAAACUCGUUGCUUUCAUCAGUGGCGUGCCAGAAAGAAUUAGGGUGCAUGAUGAGGUUGUUAAAAUGGCAAAGAUCAAUUUCUUGUGUGUUCACAAAAAGCUCAGGUCAAAGAGACUUGCUCCUGUCAUGAUCAAGGAGGUGACUAGAAUGGUUCACUUGCAGAAUAUAUGGCAAGCGGCUUAUAGCUUACCUGAUAUACGCGCUACACCAGUCACCACCUGCCAAUACUGGGUCAGAAUGUUGAACCCGAAGAAGCUAAUCGAUGUUGGGUUUUCAUGUCUUCGUGACAGAAUGACAAUGAACAGAACCGUCAAACUUUACAAGUUACCAGAUACACCGAUCACUCCUGGGUUUAGGGAAAUGGAGGGACGUGAUGUCCCGGCUGUUACAGAGUUGCUCAGGAACUACCUUAGCCAGUUUGGAGUAGCGACUGACUUUGAUGAAAACGAUGUCGAGCACUGGCUUCUCCCAAGAGAAAAUGUCGUCUACAGUUACGUAGUAGAAACUCAUGACGUGAUCACUGACUUGUGCAGCUUCUACACUGUCCCUUUAACUGUUGUCGGUAACCCGAAAUACAAAACAGUGGAAUGUGCUUAUUCUUACUACAAUGUGGCGACAAAGACCUUGUUACCCCAGCUGAUGAAUGAUGUGCUAAUCGUCUCUAAGCAAAAAGGUUUUGAUGUGUUGUACGCGUUGGAUGUGAUGCACAAUGAGAGUUUCUUGAAAGAGUUGAAGUUUGAUCUAGCAGAUGCACAGAUGCACUACUAUCUCUACAAUUACCGUCUGAGAACUGCAUUGAAGCCAUCAGAACUUGGGAUUAUACCAGCUGAGGUCAUGGCUGCGUUGGAGCCUAUCAAGGAUAACGAAGAAGCUAAUCUUGGUAUGAUUGAUGAGUCCAAAAAUUUCUCCUUCUUUACUAAGGAAGAUGUGCGCCCCAUUUUCUGGGCAAACCGUCCAAAGAGCUACAUUUCUAGAACCAAGGGCUGGGAAGACUUCCCACAAGGCUGGUGGGGUGAUUCACGGAGUGCUUCAUAUGGUGCACUCUUGGAUCAUCAGUUCUCACGUCCACGAGCACGUGACAAGAAGCUUCAACAAGAAUGGGUUGUCCCACUGAAAAGAUGGGGAGGUCCUGUUGGAUAUGUAUACCAAAAGGCUUAUCUAGAGUUCUUCUGCUCAAAGGAGAAAUUAGAUGCAGUGGUGGAGAAAUGCAAAGCUUUGCCAUCGAUUACUUACAUGGCUGUGAACAAAGGAGAAAAUUGGGUAUCGAACGCUGCCCAAUCUGAUGUGAAUGCUGUUACAUGGGGAGUUUUCCCGGCUAAGGAAAUCAUUCAACCAACCAUUGUCGAUCCCGCUAGCUUCAAAGUCUGGAAGGAUGAAGCAUUUGAGACUUGGUCAAGAAGCUGGGCUAACUUGUACCCAGAAGCUGACCCUUCCAAGAUUUGCUUUUUAAGAAUAAGCACAUUCCACUGUUUCGUACUUGGGGUGAUUCAGUUAACUAUCGACGACAAUAACCCCAAGUACGAAACAGUGGAAUGUGCUUAUUCUUACUACAAUGUCGCGACACGGACCUCGUUACCCCAGCUGAUGAAGGAUGCGCUAAUCGUCUCUAAGCAACAAGGUUGUGAUGUGUUCUACGCGUUAAAUGUGAUGCACAAUGAGACUUUCGUAAACGAGUUGAAGUUUUAUCUUGGAGAUGCACAGAUGCAGUUCUAUCUCUUCAAUCACCCUUUGAGAAGUGCAUUGAAGCCAUCAGAAAUUGGGCUUGUUUGCUGAGAUGCUCUUCAACAACUUGCGCUGGAGGAUAUUAGUUUGGUUUCAACAAACUUGAAUUAUUAUU